AUGUGUCUACUGGUCAAAGAAAGAGCUUGUAGAAGGAGUUUUAAUCAAUUAAGAAAUUUUGCAACUGUUAGCCGUUUUUUUGAUCCUAAAAAUGAUGUAGCUUUCAAAAAACUUUUUGGGGAGAAACAUAAUCAACAAAUUUUAUUAAGUUUUUUAAACUCUAUAUUAAGACGAAAGGGGGAUGAUAUGAUUCAAGAAGUUAGUUUAUUGCCUCAAGAGCAAUUUCCCCAAUUUGAAGAUACUAGAAAGACUAUUUUAGAUGUUUUGUGUCGUGAUAAAAAAGGACAUAGAUACAUUGUUGAAAUGCAAAACAAAAGACUCGGCUCAUUCAUUCAAAGAAUGGAAUAUUAUGCCUCACGAACUUAUUCUGAUCAACUUUUUAAAAAUGUAAAUUAUUUCGAACUUAAACAAGUAAUUCUACUUGCUAUCGCGAAUCAUAAUAUUUUUCCUAGCGAGGUUAAAUAUGUUAGUUUUUAUUAUAAUCGAGAAGAGGAGACAAACAAAUGUUUUUUACCAAAUCUUUCUUAUGCAUUUGUUGAACUUCCGAAAUUCACUAAAUGCAGAGAACAACUCGAAACUACUGAGGAUUAUUGGGUACAUUUAUUGAAGGAAGCUUCCGAAGAACAGGAACCUCCAGAAAGAGCGCCUAAUGAGAUUCAAGAGGCUUAUGGUAUUCUUGAAAGACAUCGUUGGAAUCCGGAGGAUAAUCUCUUAUACGAAAAGACCAGGAUGGCACUUUUAGAUGAUGAAUAUGCAAUUAGAACUGCUAAAGACGAAGGUAGAAGCGAAGGUAGAAAAGAACGUAACGAAGAAAUUGCACGUGAAGCUUUGAAAGAUGGUUUAUCUGUUGAACGUAUUUCAAAGAUUACAGGUUUAUCAAUUUCAAUAAUUAAGGAGCUAAACAAUCAAUAA
Diversispora eburnea is the source of this 912-nucleotide messenger RNA. The record is from the annotation of a GenBank genome assembly. Lineage: Eukaryota; Fungi; Glomeromycota; Glomeromycetes; Diversisporales; Diversisporaceae.